This is a messenger RNA of Oryctolagus cuniculus (rabbit), 1719 nucleotides long. Its product is annotated as glycosyl-phosphatidylinositol-anchored molecule-like protein. NCBI's taxonomy places the organism in Eukaryota, Metazoa, Chordata, Mammalia, Lagomorpha, Leporidae. The record is from RefSeq and is a predicted model, not a curated record.
CUCCCUGUCCCCAGUCUGAGUGACCGGCGCCUGCUCUCGGGUCCUGUCCACCCGGGGUGACGGCCGCCCGGCCCCAUUAACCCUGCUGCCUUGCUCAGCACGGUUCCUGUCGCACGUCUGAAUUCUUUCUUGGGUGAAGACGAGAACCUACCCCAUCCAUCUCCACUAACACUAAGGGCCCCACGGAAGGGCCACGCAGAGAUUCAAGUGCGCCGCGGCAAGUGGCCUUGUCUUGGGGCCCCUUCUAGCCGGGCGUGGCCGGCUGCAUCCGGUUCCUUCCGGAACCGCCAGUGGCAGGGCCACCGUUGCGUGUCACCUCUGCCAGGCCCUGGACAGAUCGCAGGCACCAAGCCCCGCGGGAAGCAAAGCCGCGGAGCGUGGUCACUCCCACACCUGCGGGUCUGGGCACUGGCUGCAGCGGCCUGACCACACCGGGGACUCCUGCGGACACGGGAGGGGGGCGGGGGCGCGCGGCCAGGCUCCGGGUGGGGCGGCGGGAGUCCCCGGGAACUUCCGGGCCAAGCCCGAGUCCCCAGGCCAGGGCGGCUCAGGGCGCGGGGCCCAGAGCGAAGGCCGGAGCCCAGGCAGGGCCACCGCCCAGCGACCGCCCACAGGGCACGCAGCCGCCCGGCCUUCUCCGCGGCUGUGCGGCGGGAAGGGGCUGGACUGCCGGGCAGAGAGCGAAUCAGCUUCCGUCUGCCCGCGCAGGGGCGGGGCAACACCUGAGUGACGUGGGUCCCCACCAGCCUGCGCCCUAGCCGGCCAGGGGCAGUCCCGUGGGCGGGGCUCCUGGGACACCCCGGAGAAGAGGCCUGCCCCGCCUGCCCUGAGGCUUCUAGAACCUUCCGGGCCUCCUGAGGCGUGAGUGGCCGAGGUUCAAGUUCCUGCAGGAAACCAUGUUGCCCCUGGCCUUACUUCUCACCAUGAUGUUCCCCCUGGUGGAGAGCAACGUCACUACCUCCAGGGAACUGUGGGUGGAAACUAACAUCACUACCUCCAGGGAACCAUGGGUGGAUAGCAGCGUCACUACCUCCAGGGAACCAUGGGUGGAUAGCAGCGUCACUACCUCCAGGGAACCAGGGCUGGAGAGCAAUGGCAGUAAUGCCAUUGAACCGCGUUGGAGAUUUAAUAUGCAAUGCUUUAACUGUCUGGAAAUAAACAACUUUAAUUGUGUAGGACGAACAACCUGUCCCUUUCACAUUAGGCGCUGCCUGACAGUGUCCAUGCGACUGAACUCUCGUGAAAUGCUUAUUUACAAGAACUGUACAUUCAACUGCUCAUUUGUAUAUGCUCUUCAUGAGCCUCCUGAAGCACCAAAAAUUAACUUUAUCACGAAUGCUUAUUAUUUUGUUCGCUGCUGCAAUAGCCUCUACUGCAACGAAGGAGGCCCCACGAACCUGGAGCGGGACAUAAUGCCCGAUACUGCCAUUGAGGAGCCGCUCCCAGAGAGUGCAGUCCGACUGGGGGCCUCGCAGCUCUUCCUGAGCCUGGUCUCCAUCGUAGUCAGCAAUCUACUGACCCGAGAACCUCUCCUGGGAUGGUCGACCCUUCUUGCCUGUCCCUCAUAGCGAUUUUACUCUCCGUUUCCCUCUUAUGAGCCAGAGACUGAUCUGCUGGGCCCAGAUGGCUCAUGUCUGCUUUAUUUCAAGAGAGAAAUUAAAAGUAAUUAUUUACACAAAUGGUCAUGAACGUAGUUUGCUUGCACAUGCUCAGGAUCUG